GUUCUGGGGCAAGACGGACAAGUGUGGUGUGACGGAGCCGGGGGGAGCUUGCAAAUCGGGUGAUGAGCCGACUGGAGCUUUCGACUGCACCUACACCUACAAGAAGGUGGGUGAGAUCUCCAUCGACGACCUGGAAGGCAUUCCAAGCUUUGGUGCUCUCAUGAAAUCUGGCGGCUACGAGUACAGCCGAAGCACAGACAAGGGGAAGAAGAUGCAUUUCUGGGAUGACAAGGAGUCGCCGGAAGCCAACCAGAGGCGCAUUGACCGUGUGCUGCAGAAAUUUCAAGAGAAAUAUCCAGAGCAACCAGUCUUGGAGGACCCGCCGUGCGACUUCGAUCUUACCAAGUUCUACCCGAACUUCCCGAAGGGCACUUUCGGCUGA
Messenger RNA from Symbiodinium pilosum, 382 nucleotides. The record is from the annotation of a GenBank genome assembly. NCBI's taxonomy places the organism in Eukaryota, Dinophyceae, Suessiales, Symbiodiniaceae.